Paramecium sonneborni is the source of this 1181-nucleotide messenger RNA. The record is from the annotation of a GenBank genome assembly. NCBI's taxonomy places the organism in Eukaryota, Ciliophora, Oligohymenophorea, Peniculida, Parameciidae.
AUGGAAGUAUGUUCAUCUAAACUCAAUUGGCUUAUACAUAUUAAGAAAUUAUUCUAAAAAGAUAGCAUUCUAAGCAUUUCUGAAUUGAUUAGUUAAUUAAAAGAUGAAACUAUUAUAGAAUCUACAAAUUUCUAAGAUGAAUUAUUUUCUUUAGAUGAAGUUAUUGAAGAAGUAUAUAAAUUCAAGAAAAAACGAUUAACAUAUGAUGAUUUCUUUUAAAUUAUUGGUAAUCUACAUUAAUAGGAUCAAUAAUUAUCUACUUGUGUCAAUUCUCUAACUGAUUCUAUUAAUGAUUUAACCUUAAGUGACACUAAAGUUAAAUAAGAAAUUAGACUAUCUUAUAAUGAUCCUACAAAACUUAUUAAAACAUAGCAAAAUUGUAAAGUUGCUCGACUAUCUAAGAGUCCUAGAUUAAAAAUAGAAAAUCUGUAGGAAGCUUAAAAGAAAUUAUUAGCUAAAAUAACUAAUAUUGAAAAUUAAAUUGAAAAUGUAUGUAUAGUAAAUAUAUUUCAAAGCAGAAAUAAUAGCAUUAAUUAAAAAAGCCUCAUUAACUCUUAAUUAAAGAAUUAUCCAAAUAGUUAACAUAAAAUUCCGAUGAAAUUUUACUUAACGGUGUGUAAAAUUUUACAUUAUAAGAUUUCUAUCUUGUUUUUCAUAAUCUUAAUAAAGCAAUUUUUAAUAUUUAGAUAUUAACAUUUUAAGAAAGAUGUUAAGAAAUACGAGAAGUCGCUAUGAUUUUUUAAAAUUUAUAAGCAUUAAGCAUAAAUAAUCUUAAUAUUAAAGAACUAAAAUUAGAAGAACUCACAGAAUUAAAAGUUUUGUCAGUUGCUGGAAAUUAGUUAAAAACUUUAGAUGGCUUGCCUCCUAAUUUGAUUGAACUUUAUGUUUAAAAUAAUCAAAUAUCUACACUUUCAAAUACUAAAUCUCUCAAGAUCUUUAAUAUAAGUGCAAAUAAUCUCAUUUAAUUGAAUCAAUUAACUCAUAUUAAUAAAUCCUUAGAAUUUAUUAAUUGUAAUCAUAAUAUCUGUGCAAAUUCCAAAGAUUAUAAAAGACUACUAUUCAAAAUCUUUCCAAAUUUAAAAGGUGUUGAUAAAGAAGAUUUAUUAUUACAUUCUACUAUACACUAGCCUGGUUUUCAUUAUAAAAAAAAUAUCAUGGAUUUUUCCUUUAGUUAAUCCUGA